AUGCCUCUUAUCGCACAGAAGGCGAACAAUCGCAUCAUCCUAGGUCUCAUGACCUUUGGACCCCCUGGAGGAGCCAUCGCCCGCAUCACAGACAUCGCUUCUUUCAAGGACAGCCUUGACCUCUUCCAGUCCAGGGGCUACAGUGAGGUGGACACGGCGCGAGUCUACAUAGGAGGCCAACAGGAGGGAUGGACUGCCCAGACUAGCUGGAAGGAGAGGGGUCUCACUCUGGCCACCAAGGUCAAAUAUCCUGCGGAGCCUGGCGAUAACACGGCGGCCAAGGUCUUAGAGUCGGUAGAGACGAGUUUAAAGGAGCUUGGCACCGACUGUAUCGAUUUGCUCUACCUCCAUCGCCCAGACCGCGGUACUCCCUUCGCUGAGACCCUUGAGGCGAUUGAUAAGUUGCACAAGGCAGGUAAGUUUGUGCGGUUUGGCAUCAGCAACUUUACGGCCUUUGAGGUGGCGGAGGUCAUUGCCAUCUGCAAAUACAAUAAAUGGGUAAGGCCCUCGGUCUACCAGGGCAUGUACAACUGCAUCACCCGAAGCAUUGAGCCAGAGCUAUUGGUUGCCUGCCGCCGCUAUGGACUGGAUGUCGUUGUGUACAACCCUAUUGCUGGUGGGCUCCUCUCCGGCAAGAUUAAGUCGAAGGAUAUGGUGGUCGAAAGCAGCGGCCGCUUCUCCCUGGAUUCUUCAUCAGGCAAGGCAUACCGUGACCGGUAUUACCGGGACAGCACUUUCAAGGCCUUGCAGACGAUCGAGGCCGCGGUGGAGAAGAGCAAUCUAACGAUGGUCGAGACCGCCCUUCGAUGGAUGGUGCACCACUCUAAGCUGAACCUGAAGGAUGGCAAUGACGGUAUCCUCAUCGGAGCCUCGAGCCUUGCCCAGCUAGAGAGCAAUCUGAACGACCUGGAGAAGGGACCGCUACCGGAGGAUGUGGUGACGGCACUGGACGAGGCGUGGUUCUUGUCCAAAGCGGACACAGCCAACUACUGGCACGGAGAUCUCGACUAUACCUACGACGUUCAGGCGUCGCUGAUGACCCCCUUGGCCACUAGCCCCCUGCUAAAUCCCCUGUACUUAUGGGGUCUGAGACCCGCCCGCCCCCUGGACCACUCAACUGGCACCCCUGGAACACCCCGACCAAGAUUCCGACGACAAGUCCAUCUUCUGCAAGACCACGAGCGCUUCUCGACCGAACCUCCCGUUGCGAAAGACGACACCACAUGCACCCGCGAGACCCGAACGAUAGGCAAACCGAGCAAUCCCGGCGGUAACCACUACGACGAGGACGACGAGGAUAGCAGCUGGUUCGAGCUCGACAACAUGGACCCCGAAAGCGCCCGCCGUCCACCCUUCAAUCGUCCGACCGAUGGUAAAUCCGGGACGCCGCUGUUACACAAACAGCAAUCCGACGAAGAGCGUGGCCGCGCCGGCUUCGCGCGUACGAACGAUGAUAAUGGCCCAAGAUCAAGCCACGGGUCCAGCCGCGACGGAAGCCCCUACCACAGUGAGAUGGUCGAGCGGCCCUCCUUCAGUCGGCGCUCAACAAUGCGCAGUCGUAGUCCUCUGACAGCUUCGGAGACAAACACAACCCGCAAGAAGUACACAUACGCCGCUUUCUUCCUCGCCGUCAGCCUCGUCUCGUUCUGCGUGCAAACGGAGCUGAGCGCCUACAUCCAACACGACCUUGGCUGGGACAAGGCGUACUGUAUGAUGUACUUCACCCACGGUUCCUGGGUCGUGCUCUGGCCCAUUCAGCUCGCCAUCCUGCGCAUACAGAAGCGCGAGCUGCCCUGGCCCGUCUUCUGGAAGCGUCACAAGCAGCUGCUGCGCACCACAGCCAUGAUGAUCGAGACGCAGACGCUCGAUGUCUUCCGAAUCUCCGUGCAGCAGCGAGCUCGGCCCGUUCGCUACCUUGUACGCUUCACGGCCAUCAUCACCUGCUCUCUAACCGUUGCGGGGCUGAGCUGGUAUAUCGCCGUCAGUCUGACGACACCCUCGGACCUGACGGCCAUUUACAAUUGUUCCGCCUUCUUUGCCUACGUCUUUUCUGUCCCUCUUCUCAAGGAGCCCCUGCGCCUCGACAAGUCAGUGGCAGUCCUCAUCGCCAUCGCUGGUGUUCUUGUAGUGGCAUAUGGAGAUACCAAAGAGGGGGCUAAGAGUGUUGAGGCCAGCAACCGUUUCUUCGGAAACCUCGUCAUCGGCGUUGGCUCCGUCCUUUAUGGCCUCUAUGAGGUCUUGUACAAGCGCUUCGCGUGCCCGCCCGAGGGAGUCUCCCCUGGUCGCGGCAUGAUUUUCGCCAAUACCUUUGGUUCAUGUAUCGGCCUCUUCACCCUCACCGUCCUCUGGAUUCCUCUGCCCAUCAUCCACUUCCUCGGCAUCGAAAAGUUUGAGCUCCCUGUCGCCUCCACCUGCUGGCUGAUUCUCUGCGCCGUCCUGGCCAACGCCACCUUCAGCGGCUCAUUCCUCGUCCUCAUCUCUCUCACCUCGCCUGUUCUUUCCUCCGUCGCCGCCCUCCUGACCAUCUUCAUUGUCGCCCUCGUCGAUUGGUUCAUCACCGGCGAGCCACUCAGCUUCGCCGCCAUCAUUGGCGGCGCUAUGAUCAUCGUUGCCUUCCUAGGUCUGACCUGGAGCACCUACCGUGAAAUGCAGGAGCACGAGGCCCGUGAGCCUAUCGUGGACCUUUCCGACAGCGAUAAAGACGGCGAUAUCAGCAGUGAUGAGGAUUAA
Molecule: messenger RNA, 2730 nt
Organism: Ilyonectria robusta
Lineage: Eukaryota; Fungi; Ascomycota; Sordariomycetes; Hypocreales; Nectriaceae
Product: NADP-dependent oxidoreductase domain-containing protein
Exons: 4
Coding region: 1-2730 (909 amino acids)
Molecular function (GO): oxidoreductase activity
Source: RefSeq, a predicted model, not a curated record